GGCCCUGGGAAGUGGCUUGCCUCCUGGGCAGGGAAUGUUGGAGAAUGUGGCUUGCUUUAGUUGCUUCCUCCCAGACCCAGAAGCACCAUGGCCUCCUCUUUGGUUUAGUGCCACAUGGAGCUGCAGGAUUUUUUUUUUUUUUUUUUUUUUUUUUUGUCUUUUUGCAGGAGGCCAGGUUGGGGCUGGGUAAGAAGUCCUGUAGUACUGUUACCAAAGGAAGACGGGAAGGCUGUGGUGUCUGAAUCAGGGUAGGCCAGGGUAGGAGCUCAGAGCACAGAGGAUAGGGCCCAGGGCGCGGCUUUUCCCCGUGUGGCAGCUGUGCUGGGUUUGGGACCGGCCGCUAUGGGGGACAUGAAGACCCCUGAUUUCGAUGACCUCCUUGCUGCCUUUGACAUCCCUGACAUCGAUGCAAAUGAAGCCAUCCACUCAGGGCCGGAAGAAAGUGACGGGCCGGGAGGCCCAGGGAAGCCAGAACCCAGUGAGGGAGGUGCAUCUGGAGACAAAGCAGCAGCAGCCGCUGGGGACGACCCUGAAGUUGCAGCCCAGGCCUCUGACCACGGCCUGCCGCCGCCAGACAUUUCCACCGUCAGCGUCAUUGUCAAGAACACUGUGUGUCCCGAACAGUCUGAGAACCUGGCCGGAGCUUCUGGAGCGGAAGGGGCCCGGCCUGGGGCCGUAAGCAAGGAAGGGCCUGUGGGACCUCGGCUGAUGCAAAAUGGUUUUGGGGGCCCAGAGCCAUCCCUCCCGGGAACCCCCCGCUCCCCAGCUCCCCCCAGUGUGGGGGCCUGGAAAGAAAAAGCCAUGGAAGGCAAAGCGCCCUUGGACCUCUUUGCUCAUUUCGAGCCUGAGCCAGAGAAGCACCCAGAUCCCCUGCCUCCCUCCGCACCCUCCCCACCUCGGGAGGGGGCCAUGACCCCACCUCCUUUCUCCUCUCCCUUUGAGCUGGCCCCUGAGAACGGCCCCGCCCUGCUGCCGCCUGGCUCUUCCCCGCUGCUGGGGGCCUUGAAGCCAGGCAGCUGCAGCCCCCGCCACCCCCAGGGCCUCCCGCAGCGAGGUGCUGGCGCCGAGGCCACAGGCAUCCCUGCCAGUGCCUCACCUCCCCGGGUGGCUGGGGUGCCGUUCUUCAAGCAGUCUCCAGGGCACCAGAGCCCUCUUGCCUCCCCUAAAGUACCCGGCUGUAAGCCCCUGAAGGAGGAAGAAGAUGCGGGACAAGCCGACAGGUCUGCCCCGGGCAGUCCCCAGAGCCCCUCCAGUGGCGCCGAGGCUGCGGACGAGGACAGCAAUGACUCCCCUGGCUCCUCCAGCUCCUCCAGGCCUCUCAAGGUGCGGAUCAAGACCAUUAAAACGUCCUGCGGAAACAUCACAAGGACUGUCACCCGGGUCCCCUCGGACCCUGAUCCUCCUGGCCCCAACUUGGCUGAAGGGGCCUUCCUGGCUGAAGCCAGCCUCCUGAAGCUGUCCCCUGCGGCCCCCACCCCUGAGGGUCCAAAGGUGGUGAGCGUACAGCUGGGUGAUGGCACCAGGCUGAAGGGCACCGUGCUGCCUGUGGCUACCAUCCAGAACGCCAGCACCGCUAUGCUCAUGGCCGCCAGCGUGGCCCGCAAAGCCGUGGUUCUGCCCGGGGGGACUGCCGCCAGCCCCAAGACGCUGGCUAAGAAUGUGCUCGGCCUGGUGCCCCAGGCGCUGCCCAAGGCUGAAGGUCGGGCAGGGCUGGGGACCGGGGGACAGAAGGUGAAUGGGGCCUCGGUGGUGAUGGUGCAGCCCACAAAGCCGGCCCCUGGGCCAGCUGCGGGGGGCGGCACAGUGAUCUCACGGACCCAGUCCAGCCUGGUGGAGGCCUUCAACAAGAUCCUCAACAGCAAGAACCUGCUUCCUGCCUACAGGCCAAACCUGAGCCCACCUGCUGAGGCCGGGCUGGCCCUGCCUCCAACGGGCUACCGCUGCCUGGAGUGCGGGGAUGCCUUCUCGCUGGAGAAGAGUCUGGCCCGGCACUACGACCGCCGGAGCAUGCGCAUUGAGGUCACCUGCAACCACUGUGCCCGCCGCCUGGUCUUCUUCAACAAGUGCAGCCUGCUCCUCCAUGCUCGCGAGCACAAGGACAAGGGGCUCGUCAUGCAGUGCUCACAUUUGGUCAUGAGGCCCGUGGCCCUCGACCAGAUGGUGGGGCAGCCGGACAUCACACCCCUGCUCCCUGUGGCUGUCCCACCUGCCCCUGGACCGCUGCUCUUGCCUGCCUUGGGCAAGGGCGAGGGGGCCAUCGCCUCUGCUGCCAUGAGCACAGCUGCUGCUGAGGCCCCUGUGCUGCCCCUCUCGACAGAGCCGCCUGCCGCCCCUGCCACCUCUGCUUACACGUGCUUCCGCUGCCUGGAGUGCAAGGAGCAGUGCCGGGACAAGGCUGGCAUGGCAGCCCACUUCCAGCAGCUCGGGCCCCCUGCCCCGGGGGCCACCAGCAAUGUUUGCCCAACCUGCCCCAUGACGCUCCCCAAUCGCUGCAGCUUCAGCGCCCACCAGCGCAUGCAUAAGAACCGACCCCCCCACGUCUGUCCUGAGUGUGGGGGCAACUUCCUGCAAGCCAAUUUUCAGGCCCAUCUCCGCGAGGCCUGUCUGCAUUUCUCUCGCCGUGUAGGAUACAGGUGCCCCAGCUGCGCGGUGGUGUUUGGGGGUGUGAACUCCAUCAAGUCCCACAUCCAGGCGUCGCACUGCGAGGUUUUCCACAAGUGCCCCAUCUGCCCCAUGGCCUUCAAGUCUGCACCCAGUGCCCAUGCACACCUCUACUCCCAGCACCCCAGCUUCCUCUCCCAGCAGGCCAAGCAGAUCUACAAGUGCGCCAUGUGCGACACGGUCUUCACGCACAAGCCCCUCCUCUCCUCACACUUCGACCAGCACCUGCUGCCCCAGCGCGUUAGCGUCUUUAAGUGUCCGUCUUGUCCUCUGCUCUUUGCUCAAAAAAGGACCAUGCUGGAACAUCUCAAGAACACUCAUCAGUCUGGGCGCAUGGGGGAGGAGACUGCAGGGAAAGGGACUGGGGGUGCCCCUCUGACCCCCAAGACUGAGCCUGAGGAGCUGGCCGUGUCUCAGGGAGGGGCGGCUGCUGCCACUGCCACUGCCGCUGCUGCUACCGAGGAGUCGUCGUCAUCUUCCGAAGAGGAGGAACCGCCUAGCUCCCCCGAGCCCCCCCGCUCGACCAAGCGGCCCCGGCGGGAGCUAGGGGGCAAAGGCAUCAAGGGGGGGGGCGGGGGGCCCGGAGGCUGGACCUGCGGCCUGUGUCACUCCUGGUUCCCUGAGCGGGACGAGUACGUGGCGCACAUGAAGAAGGAGCAUGGCAAGUCGGUGAAGAAGUUUCCCUGCCGCCUGUGUGAGCGCUCCUUCUGCUCUGCCCCCAGCCUGAGGCGUCAUGUCAGGGUCAACCACGAGGGCAUCAAGAGAGUUUAUCCUUGCAGGUAUUGCACAGAGGGAAAGCGCACCUUCAGCAGCCGCCUGAUCCUGGAGAAGCACGUCCAGGUCCGGCAUGGCCUGCAGCUCGGGGCCCAGUCCCCUGGCCGAGGGAAUGCCUUGGCCCGGGGCCCUGGUGCCAGAGCCCAGGGGCCAGGACGGAAACGCCGCCCAUCUUCAGACUCGUGCAGUGAGGAGCCUGACAGCACAACACCUCCGGCCAAGUCCCCCAGGGGUGGCCCUGGGUCUGGAGGCCAUGGCCCCCUGCGCUACCGGAGCAGUGGCUCAACGGAACAGAGCCUCCUGGUGGGGUUGAGGGUGGACGGCGGUGCCCAGCAGUGCCUCGACUGCGGCUUGUGCUUCGCCUCCCCCGGCUCCCUGAGCCGGCACCGGUUCAUCAGCCACAAGAAGAGACGGGGUGUGGGUAGAGCCAGUGCCCUGGGGCUGGGGGAUGGGGAGGAAGAGGUCCCCCCUCCGGCGAGGUCUGACCCAGAGGGUGGAGACUCACCCCUGGCUGCCUCUGGAGGCCCGCUGACCUGCAAGGUCUGCGGCAAGAGCUGCGACAGCCCGCUCAACCUCAAGACCCAUUUCCGCACACAUGGCAUGGCCUUCAUCAGGGCACGGCAGGGGGGCACUGGGGACAACUAAGCCCCAGGCCUGGGACUGGUCAGCCCCUCUGUCUUUCCCAGGAGCCUGGGUUUCACUGCUGCUGCCUCUUGGUCCCUGGACUGGGAUGUUUCAUUAACAUUCACAUUUUGUUCAUUUCCUCUCCCCUGGAGAAAGCUUUUGAGGAUUAUAGUUGUUUGCAAAGACCCCUCUCCCCCACGCCCCUUGGGGUUCGGCCCACGGGUCCUAGUAGAGCGGCCCUCCAUUCCUCCCUUCUGAACCCGACACUAAUUCUGCUCCUGCCGCAGACGCCCAGUGUGGAACCGGAGCUGGGAGGCUGGGUGUGCGGUGCAUUUGCCGAGAGGCACAGGGGAGGACUGAGGGGAGGGGCUGUCCCGGACACCGCUCCGGGACUCCAGGCAUGGACUGUAGCCUUCCUUCUCUGGGCCCGGCCCGGCCCGGCCCUAGCACCCUCCCCCACUCCCUGACACUCAAGCCCCCCACUCCUGCAGUGCCUUUCACUUGUCUUUUUUUUUCCCCCCAGAAAUUCCAGGGAGGGGGGUUGGUGGGGAUGAGUCCUGUCGGGGGGGCCCAGGGAGAGGAGGGGACAGGCUCUCAGGAAUCCUUUAUUCUUGUAGUAAUAAUAAUACUAACAGUGGGAGAAACAGGAGGGAGAGAACCAGACCAUUAAAACUGCUCGUGGUUUAAUCCCCAUUCAGGCUCCUCUU
Messenger RNA from Lepus europaeus (European hare), 4766 nucleotides. It is a transcript of the gene ZNF687, whose product is annotated as zinc finger protein 687. The transcript has 9 exons. The record is from RefSeq and is a predicted model, not a curated record. NCBI's taxonomy places the organism in Eukaryota, Metazoa, Chordata, Mammalia, Lagomorpha, Leporidae. The coding region runs from base 343 to 4080 and encodes 1245 amino acids.